Molecule: messenger RNA, 1233 nt
Organism: Prosopis cineraria
Lineage: Eukaryota; Viridiplantae; Streptophyta; Magnoliopsida; Fabales; Fabaceae
Product: vacuolar protein sorting-associated protein 27
Exons: 10
Coding region: 215-1087 (290 amino acids)
Biological process (GO): protein targeting to vacuole; protein transport to vacuole involved in ubiquitin-dependent protein catabolic process via the multivesicular body sorting pathway
Cellular component (GO): ESCRT-0 complex
Molecular function (GO): phosphatidylinositol-3-phosphate binding; ubiquitin binding; metal ion binding
Source: RefSeq, a predicted model, not a curated record
UCAUUUGUUGUAAUUUUUACAACGAACAAUUUUUUUCCGUCAAAUCAAAGUGACCCUAAUCCAGCACCAGCUUACGAAGAUUAGCACCUUCUGCUCCUUAUCGAUCGUCGAAGUAAUCAAGCGUUCCUCUGAUUUUCUGUUCCAGACAUAAAAUUUGCAAAUUUUCACUGAGGAAAAGGAGUAAGGAACAAACUUAUUUGGCGAAGAUAAGAAAAUGUCAGUGGAACCUCCUCCUUUCCAAGAAUCAGCGCGAUGUGAUGUCUGCAAUUGCAGCUUCAACACCUUCAGGAGACGGCACCACUGUCGAUGCUGUGGGAGAACAUUGUGCCAUGAACAUUCAUCAAAUCAAAUGGCUUUACCACAGUUUGGCAUUUACUCAAAUGUUAGAGUAUGUGCUGAUUGUUUCAACAAUUCAGGAUCUGGGAAGCAUGACCCACAGCUUUCUUCGGAUGGAACAAAUAACAUUACAAAUGUAAUUUCCAAACUAGACAUCGACGCAGAUGUAAAUUCUAAGACAGCAUCAAGAGCAGAGAGUAAGGUUGCAUUAGACAUAAAAGAGUGUAAGUGUGGAAUGCCUCUUUGCAUUUGUGAAGCUCCAGCCCCUUCCUCUGAUGCACUGCCCCAGCAGAAGAAAAUCACUCCAGUCACAACACCUCUGGCAAACCCUAAACCAAAGAAGUCAGAUGUUGUUCCUAAAAGUAAAAGCUCCACAUCAAACAGCAAGUUUAGUUCUUUCAAUCUUGGUCACGUAUCCAGUGGUGCCUCUGAUGGUUCCCGGAUGGAGUAUGAAGCUACUGGAGAGGGUUUGAGAGAAGCAAUAAAAAAUGGUGACGUUGCUUCUGUCAAGAAACUUCUAAAUCAGGGUGUGGAUUCAAAUUACAGGGACAAGCAAGGACUUUCUUUAUUGCAUUUGGCUGCUGUCUUCAAUCAGACUGAUAUAGUUUUCAUUCUCAUGGAUGCUGGGGCAAGCCUAGAGUACAAGAAUGCACAAGGAGAAACGCCCUUCGAUUGUGCGCCAGCUACGUUGCAAUACAAAAUGCGAAAGAAGAUGGAAGAGGGCAAGGCAAUGGAUGGUCAAAGCAUUUGAUUAACAUGUUACUUCUCUACUUUACUUGCUUAUGCUUUGGCUUGGGGAGGCCGAAGCAAGAUUGACAAAAUACCAGCGUCUAAGAGACCUUUGUUUGCCCAACAAUACAUUUUGGCUUCUAUAUAAUGCAAAAGGGUGUUUAUUUC